Messenger RNA from Hibiscus syriacus, 1560 nucleotides. Its product is annotated as vacuolar cation/proton exchanger 3-like. Gene Ontology annotation, molecular function: calcium:proton antiporter activity. The coding region runs from base 89 to 1432 and encodes 447 amino acids. Gene Ontology annotation, cellular component: plant-type vacuole membrane. The transcript is spliced from 11 exons. Gene Ontology annotation, biological process: intracellular calcium ion homeostasis; calcium ion transmembrane transport. Lineage: Eukaryota; Viridiplantae; Streptophyta; Magnoliopsida; Malvales; Malvaceae. The record is from RefSeq and is a predicted model, not a curated record.
CUUUGCUUUAUUAAUUAAUGCUUGGAAGAGAAAAAUAACAUAAAGUUUAUGAUCGCACUUUCUUUAUUCUUUAUCACAUCGUAUUUCAAUGGAAUCUGCAGGCGAGUAUUCUCGUAUGGAGAAUGGAGGAGAUUCAAAGAAAAAAGAAUCAUGGAAUAAUGGGAUUCGGACAGCUCAAAACAUGUCGACUGCACUUUUGCGGAAAAAAUCCGACCCGUUGCUGGUUUCGAAAGUUCGGUUUCAGAUGAUCCGACAGUUGUUAGGUAAUGUGCAGGUGGUGAUUCUUGGUACAAAGCUUGCUGUUCUCUUCCCUGCUAUCCCUUUGGCCAUUGCUGCUGAUUUCUACAAGUUCGGGAGACAUUGGAUAUUUGCUUUGAGUUUGCUUGGACUUGCGCCGCUUGCCGAGCGUGUCAGCUUCCUCACCGAACAAAUUGCAUACUACACCGGUCCAACAGUUGGAGGGUUACUGAAUGCAACUUGUGGGAAUGCAACGGAACUGAUAAUAGCUUUAUUUGCUCUCUACGAAAGCAAAAUACAUGUUCUCAAGUACUCUCUGUUGGGAUCCAUUCUCUCAAAUCUCCUCCUUGUUCUUGGCUCCUCUCUCCUUUGUGGUGGCUUAGCCAACCUCAAAAAGGAACAAAGAUAUGACAGAAAGCAGGCAGAUGUGAACUCGUUGCUGCUGUUGCUGGGAUUGCUUUGCCACAUGUUGCCACUGCUGUUCAGAUAUGCGGCUGCGCCAGGUGUUUUGGUUUCCGAGUCUGCACUGCAGCUGUCGAGAGCAAGUAGUAUUGUUAUGCUUGUCGCGUAUAUCGGAUAUAUCAUCUUCCAGCUUAAAACUCACAGGCAGAUCUUCGACGCUAAACAGGAAGAUGAAGAAGAAGAAGAAGAAGAGGAAGAAAAGGCAGUGCUAGGAUUUUGGAGUGGAUUUAGCUGGUUGGUGGGUAUGACUCUCAUCAUUGCUUUGUUAUCUGAGUACGUGGUGGGCACAAUUGAGGCUGCAUCAGAAUCUUGGGGAAUUUCUAUUAGCUUUAUCAGCAUCAUUUUGAUCCCAAUCGUGGGGAAUGCUGCUGAACAUGCUGGAGCUAUUAUUUUUGCUUUUAAGAAUAAAUUGGAUAUAUCUCUGGGUGUUGCUUUGGGUUCUGCAACUCAAAUAUCUAUGUUUGCUGUUCCCUUAUGCGUUGUGGUUGGUUGGAUAAUGAGAGUCCCAAUGGAUCUUGAUUUCAGUCUUCUUGAAACUGCUUGUCUUGCCUUAACAAUCCUUGUUGUAGCCUUCACUUUGCAGGAUGGAACUUCACAUUACAUGAAAGGAAUAGUCCUUUGCCUUUGUUACGCUGCCAUUGCUGCAUGCUUCUUUGUUCAUAAAACUCCGAUCCCUCCCGAACUAACUACUGUGAAGCUGAGACUCAAACCAUCAUCUGGAAUCUCAGCCUAGCCGGUGGAGGGGGACGGUGUUUCUACCCCAAAUCAAGGACGACAUUGCCAAUCAUCCAUGUUCCCGACGCUUGAAAAGUGAGGCCAAUUUCAAGUUAAUACAUGGAAAGAAAUCAUUUGAAAAAGUGU